Molecule: messenger RNA, 1521 nt
Organism: Stomoxys calcitrans (stable fly)
Lineage: Eukaryota; Metazoa; Arthropoda; Insecta; Diptera; Muscidae
Product: suppressor of Mek1-like
Exons: 3
Coding region: 302-1303 (333 amino acids)
Source: RefSeq, a predicted model, not a curated record
GAAAACUUACCUGUAAAAUUUUCCCUCAAAUUGCUUUAUUUGGACAAGCUAGUGCCCUCAGAUAAGUUACAAGAUAGUUCCCCAAUUUAAUUCCCCCCAGCUUAUCAUUCUCUCUGUUUUAACUUUAUAUGUACAAUAACAUGUGUAGGGUUUUUGACAUAACUUUUCCCAUAUGAUUUAAAUCAGUUUCGCUAAUGCACCCUGCCCAAUAUCCCUCCACCACUUGCUCAACCCAAUGUGAAAUUUAAUCAAUUGUGAAUAAUUUCUUAUAGGUGCCUCCAUAGAGGCACGUCUGCGGGCAAUGCAAAGAAAAUUAUCGGAAAUUGCUGAGAUUCCCAAAAUACUCUCUUCAACAUUGGCCACGGUUUCGCAGACCUUUGAGAAGCUCCAGCUAAAUGGAGUGGUCCCAAAACCAAAUUAUCUCACCAAUGAACUCUACCAGCAAAAACGUAAAUUAUCCUAUGAUGAAGAUGCUUAUGAUUAUGAGUUGAGUGACGAAGAGGGCGAUGGAGAAGACGCAAACGACAACGAUGAUUUGAGAGGAAACUUUAAUGCCAGAGAGGCUUAUCUGCGAUUAAAGCAACACGUUGCCAGACAAAGAAGAUCUAAAGAGGUUACACCCGAAUCGGAUUAUGCUUCCGAAAAUAAUUACUCAUUAGAUGGUAAUGAGCAGCAGGGGGUAGGCCAAGUAAAAGAAUACAAUGAUAAGGGUGAGGAUGAGGAUGGAGAUGGAGAUGGGGACGACGAUGAGGAUGAUGAAUCCAAUGCCGAUGAUGUAUGUGAAAAGUUCAAUCUGAGUUACUUCCUCAAAUCCCAAGGCCAUGAGAUGAAAGCGGAUGAAACUGAAAGUGAUGGAGAUGGUGAGAACGAUGACGACGAUGAUUUCCUAACAACCACAUUCACAUGGAGUAUGCCAAACAAAUCGAAAUUGCGUUUAAACGACAAUAACUCCACAGACACAAGUGCACACGUUCCGCAAAAUAACGAAAAUAAUUACAUGCGUGCCGCCAGUGAUGAGUGUGCAGAUGACGGAGAGGCUGUCGAUAAGUACUCAAAGGCAAUGGAACAAUCAUCCUUAGAUAAUGCCUCUAACAGUUCACAAAGUGCAGAGGAAUGUUCAAUGAAACAACCAAAGCUGGAUAAAUUUUGGCCCUGGGCAGACCGUGAGAAAAUUAUUUACAAGCAAUCCACCUGUCAUUUGGUUCCCAAGAAACCACUUGGCCUUAUUGAACAACGCAUACAGCUGCUGGCCAAACAUAAUCUACUGGAACACUUGGGACCCAACAACAAAAACAACCAAUAAAGCUGCUUCAUGCCGACAAAUUUAUAGUUCUUAGAAUUGUGUUUAUCAAAAAUUGUUGCUUUUUUAAUAUCUCAACAAAGCAAUAUCCCCAACUGCCAAUGUAAAAUGUAUUCCUGGCCACCUGCCUCAAUGGAAAUGAUUUUUCCUCUCCAUUACAUUGUUGAUUGAUUUUAAGUUCACUUUCUUAUUAAUAAAAAUUUAAUUAAUUCUAUUGAAAA